AUGACAGCAAAGGUGCAGGCCACGAGGAUUUCGAGCCCAUUCCCGCAGGACACCGCGACGCCUUCGGACACAUUUCAGAUCUUGCAAAGACAAGGGAUGCGUCAGGUGGCCUCUACCGUGUGGAUGGCGGAAACUCCCCGACAGACGCAUCCAGCGAGCGUUCGUCAGGUCAUGAGAUCAGCAUCCAGCCCAAGCACAGCUGUGGUGGCCGCUGUGGCAGCUGUUGCGAAGGUAAAGGCAGUUCAGCGGUCCAAGCCCGAUCAGUGGGUACCGGUGGUGCCAGCUGCGAGUGAGACGUGGAACCGACGGAUCUCUGAUGCACACUGCGCUGCCCUGGAAAGGCAGAGUUUACAGAGUUCGACUGGCACCUUGGACACCCCUGGAACGGCCACUCAAAGGAUGCUCUGCCAGCCAGUGGCAGCAACUCAAUCAUGGGCAGAUCUGGCGGCGAGGGCGCGUGAGUCCUGCCAACAAGCCCUUCAAGCCGUUGCCAGCCCGAGCCCCUUAACUCCGAGAACGGCAUGGAUGGACCUCUCACCGCGGAGCAAGUCUUUAUCUCGCUUCGAUGGCGCCAGCUCACCUCCGCCAAGAGCGCGUGUGGAGCAUCGAUUCGUCGCAGACCCAAUGUUGCCAGCGACCCGUACCGCUUCUCCGAUGGCACGAUCGCCAGUGUACGAUCACCGCAACACCGUUUGGCUAGACACGAUGAGGUCACCUCGUCCGACAGCACAGGUUGCCGACCUUUGGAUUCAAGAGCCUCGGUGCAGGACGUUGGCCUCGCCUAUCGUCACGCAGCGCAGAGAGGCUGUUGUGUGGAGACCGCAGUCUCCUCUUGCCGCGAUGCCGACUUUGACAUCGCCCAGCUGCUUGCUUCAGUUUGGGGCAUUUCGCGGCGCAGACGCCCGUAGCCACCUGGGAAGUCAGAGCAUGGCCUGGUCCUUCAAUCUUUCUGUCGCACUUAUCCCAAGCGCGUUUGGGGACAUGUACCAACUCUUGGCUUAG
This is a messenger RNA of Symbiodinium necroappetens, 1002 nucleotides long. Lineage: Eukaryota; Dinophyceae; Suessiales; Symbiodiniaceae. The record is from the annotation of a GenBank genome assembly.